Messenger RNA from Miscanthus lutarioriparius, 525 nucleotides. The record is from the annotation of a GenBank genome assembly. Lineage: Eukaryota; Viridiplantae; Streptophyta; Magnoliopsida; Poales; Poaceae.
AUGGCCCCUGGCACAUCUCGCGUCCUCCUGCCGCAGCCUCCGUCCACAGAAGCGCCGCCGCUAGGAGGGAGCGGGCUGUCGCUAAUCUGGUGCCCAUACUGCGGGAAGGGGCGGAUUUUGGAGCUGAUGUCGAAUACAGAUGAGCACCCAAUGGAAAGGUUCUUCAAAUGCCCGAGGAAGUAUAGACAGUUUCCUCGCUGUGAUUUCUACAUGUUCGAAGAAGAAUAUGCCAACUUUCUUGUUCAUUAUGGGAUGCUUCAAGAAUCCGAGAUGUGCCAUUACCGUCCACUGGAGACGACAGAUUGUGUGGAAGCUGAGGUGUAUGAACAGGCGCUACCACUGAUGAAGAAAGAACCUGUUGGGGUGUAUGAUCCUCGGAGGACUGUGGCUUCGGCCAAGAAGGGAGGCACGAAGAAGCAAAAACAUUGGAAUUGGAUGAUGUGUGUUGGCGUUGCUGUCCUAGUGUUGUUAGGUUUCAAUUCGGCCAUUCUCCUUGUGUUGGUUGUCAUGCAAAUGUAUAAAUGA